GCCAAUCGCUUCCGGGUUCCGCUCUGGCCGACCUCCGUGGGGCGGAAUUUAGGUUAUGGAGGAGCGGCGCCGCGAUUGCGGGGAAGCGUGGUGCUGAAUUUGGGGAAGCACAUGAAUCGCAUACUAGAGGUGAAUGUGGAGGGGGCUUAUGUGUUGCUGGAACCGGGGGUGACGUACAUGGAUCUUCACCAGUAUUUGGUUUGGAAUGGGCUGAGGGAGAAGUUGUGGAUUGAUGUGCCUGAGCUGGGAGGCGGGUCUAUCUUGGGAAAUGCCGUCGAAAGAGGAGUCGGAUACACCCCGUAUGGAGACCAUUGGAUGAUGCACUGCGGGAUGGAAGUGGUUCUGCCAACGGGCGAAUUACUUCGUACUGGAAUGGGAGCGAUGCCAGAGCGAGAUUCGUCUGGCGAUGAGAAAACACGACCUGAUGAAGAACCGGGAAAUAAAUGCUGGCAACUGUUCCCGUACGGCUAUGGGCCUUAUAAUGACGGUCUUUUCUCCCAGAGCAAUUUGGGGAUCGUGACGAAGAUGGGAGUUUGGUUGAUGCCGAAUCCAGGAGGCUUUCAGUCUUAUCUGGUUACCAUACCUAGGGAGGAGGAUCUUCACCAGGCUGUUGAGAUAAUCCGACCACUACGAGUCCAACUCGUCCUGCAAAACGUCCCAAGCAUUCGCCACAUCCUACUAGACGCAGCGAUGAUGCGCAACAAGUCCGAAUGGACAUCAUCCACCAAUCCCAUCGACGAUGAGGGCCUAGACGAAAUUUCCAAAUCACUCAAUCUCGGACGAUGGAACUUUUACGGGGCGUUAUAUGGCCCAGAAUCCGUCCGAAACAACCUCUGGCAGAUAAUCAAACAAUCCUUCUCUGCGAUCAAAGGCGCAAAAUUCUACUUUCCUGAGGAUAUCAGGGAGCAUUGCGUUCUCCACAUUCAGAAUUUGACACUCCAGGGUAUCCCGAAUAAUGAAGAAUUGAAAUGGGUCCAGUGGCUUCCCAAUGGGGCGCAUGUGUCUUUCUCGCCGAUUAGCAAGAUCUCAGGAGAUGAUGCGCGUUCGCUAUACUCUAUCGUCAAGAGGAGGUGUAACGAGGCCGGGUUUGAUUACAUCGCGACAUUCACUAUCGGGAUGAGAGAAAUGCAUCACAUCCUCUGCAUAGUUUUCGACCGAGAAGACCCCAUAAUGAGAAGAAAGGCACACCAGCUAAUCAAGACCUUAAUUAAAGACUGCGCGGCACACGGAUGGGGUGAAUACCGAACACAUCUAGGCCUGAUGGACCAGAUCGCUGAAACGUAUAACUGGAACGACAACGCACUGAUGCGAUUCAACCAGACGAUCAAAAACACACUCGACCCGAAUGGCAUUUUGGCUCCGGGGAAGAGCGGUAUAUGGCCGGCAGUUUAUGAUAGAAACAAAUAUAAAAUGUAAAUAUGGAUGGUAUUCUCU
Aspergillus wentii DTO 134E9 is the source of this 1434-nucleotide messenger RNA. Its product is annotated as FAD-binding oxidoreductase. Gene Ontology annotation, molecular function: D-lactate dehydrogenase (cytochrome) activity; D-lactate dehydrogenase (NAD+) activity; FAD binding. The coding region runs from base 112 to 1416 and encodes 434 amino acids. The transcript has 7 exons. NCBI's taxonomy places the organism in Eukaryota, Fungi, Ascomycota, Eurotiomycetes, Eurotiales, Aspergillaceae. Gene Ontology annotation, biological process: lactate catabolic process. The record is from RefSeq and is a predicted model, not a curated record. Gene Ontology annotation, cellular component: mitochondrion.